Molecule: messenger RNA, 1443 nt
Organism: Plasmodium gallinaceum
Lineage: Eukaryota; Apicomplexa; Aconoidasida; Haemosporida; Plasmodiidae
Product: RING zinc finger protein, putative
Exons: 1
Coding region: 1-1443 (480 amino acids)
Biological process (GO): protein ubiquitination; ubiquitin-dependent protein catabolic process; mitotic cell cycle checkpoint signaling
Cellular component (GO): nucleus
Molecular function (GO): ubiquitin-protein transferase activity
Source: RefSeq, a predicted model, not a curated record
AUGAAGUUUGGAAAAAAUAUUAGGAGAGAAAUGCAUAAUCAUGCGAAUAUGCAUUAUUUAAAUUAUAAACUUUUAAAAAAGUUAAUAAAAAAUAUUAAUAAAAGUACAAAUGAAAAAGAAAUUGAAAAUGCUAAAAAAUAUAAUGAAGAAUUUGAAAAUGUGUUACAUUAUGAUUUAAAAAUAAUAGAGCAGACAUUUCAAAAUUUAUUUAAAGAAAUAAUGAAUAUAAAAAAUGAAAUUGAAGAAAAUUUUUCUGUAGGUAUGAUAGAUGAAGAUAUGAAAAUACAAAAAAAAAACAUUUCUUUUGAUAAGUUAUUAAAUAUAUUGAAAGAAAAAAAUGUAUCCAAAGAAUUUUUUGAUUUUUGUGUUCAAUUAAGUUUAUUAUCAAACAAAUGUAAAAUAAUAAGAACAUAUGUAAUAUAUAAUUAUAUAGGAUUGAUUAAAAUAUUAAAAAAAAAAAAGAAGCAUUGUAUUAAUAUUUUUCAAAAUAUAGGAAUAUCAGAUAUUAUAUCCAUGUAUUCAUGGUGUUUAUCAGACGAAUUACCAAAAUUAAUUUCAUCAGUUAACAUUAUAUCGGAUGAAUUUAUGCAAAAAUUUAGUAAUUCUCCUGUUACAAUGGAAAAAUAUAUUUGCCCAAUUUGCUUAUGUUUAAUUCAUGAUCCUGUAACUUUAAAUUCCUGUUUUCAUUCAUUUUGUUGGAGAUGUUUAGCUACAGCGAUUCAAAAAUAUUCUAUUGAUAGCUGUCCUUCAUGUAGAACUAAAAUUGUUUAUGAUAAAAAUUCUAUUAAAAUUGAUGGAAUAUUAAGUCAAUUUUUAGAAAAACAUUUUGUAAAUAUAGAAGAUAAUAGAGAAAAAGAAGAGGAAGAAAAUAAUAAAAUCGAAAAUAAUUUCACAUCUGAAUUCUAUUAUUGUGAUGAAAAUAAGACUUGUGUAUUAAAAAAUAUAAAUAGUGAUAAUUAUGAUUUUUAUGAUGAAAGCAUUGAUGAAAAAAAAAAAAAAACAGAUUUUAAAAGAGAAGAAUUGUCUAAAAAAAUGAAAAAAACUAAUGAUAAAAUAAUAAAAAGUAGUUUAUAUAAUUAUGAUUUAGUAAAACAAAAAAGAUAUAGUAGUAUUUCGUCAAACGAUGACAACACUUAUUUAGAAGAAAAAGAAAAUUCUUUUAUCAAUAAUGAAAAGCUAGAGGGUUAUUAUUUCAUUGAAGAAAACUCCAUUAAUUUAAAAUAUGAUGAUGACUUAGUUGAUAAUUCUGAAAAUUUAAACAAGUAUUUAUCGGUUUUGAAUAAAGAUGAUUUAAACGUAAUAGAUGACAAAGAAAAAGAAAGUGAUUAUAGCGAUGAAUUUCAUAAUGAUAUCACUCAUAAAAUAGAUUAUAAUAAUUUAAAAAUUAAGAAUGAAGAUAACUAUAAUAUUAUAAAUAAUGUAAUUAGUUAUACUCUUAAUUAA